GUUCUGCUACUGGCACAGUACAAUCCACUGUCUUGUCUUACUCUGACUACAUCUCACGUCCUGAAGAUCAUAGCAGCAUUGUUCAUUUUAAUAAGGGUGAGACUGAGAAAAUCUGUCGUAUUAUCAUUAUUGAUGAUUCCCUGUAUGAGGAAGAUGAGACCUUCAAUAUUUCUCUGAGCGUGCCAGUGGGUGGCCAAAUUGGCACUGAAUUCCCAAGCACGAAAGUAAUAAUCUUGGCUGACACAGAUGAUGAACCUGCUGUGUACUUUGGUAACACUCAAUAUCAAGUGGAUGAAAGUGCUGGUUACGUGGAGAUUCACGUCUGGAGAACUGGAACAGACCUGUCCAAAGCAGCUUCUGUCAUGGUGCGUUCCAGAAAAACAGAACCAGUGUCAGCAGAGGCUGGAGUUGAUUAUGUGGGCAUCAGCCAUAAUCUGGAUUUUACACCAGGAGUCAACAUGCAAGUGUUUCGAGCGAUCAUCCUUGAUGAUUUGGGCCAGCCUAUUCUGGAAGGUCCGGAGAAGUUUGAACUAGUUCUUUGCAUGCCGGUGAAUGCAGCUCUUGGAGAGCCUAGCAAAACUACUAUCUUUAUCAAUGACACCAUCACUGACUUACCCAAAGUCCAGUUCAAAGAACCAAUGUACAUGGCAAAUGAAAAAGAUGAACAGCUGUUGGCCCUCAUUUAUCGAAGCGGUGACAUUAACCAUAAAUCCACAGUGCGUUGCUAUACUCGCCAGGGUUCUGCCCAAGUUAUGAUGGACUACAAGGAGAGGCCAAAUACAGAUGAUUCUAUAGUGGUAUUUCUCCCAGGAGAAACUGAGAAGCCCUGUAUUGUAACUCUGGAGAAUGAUGUAAUUUAUGAAGAGGAGGAGGAAUUCAGAUUGGUGCUUGGAUCACCAAAAAGUAAUUCUACUUUUGGUGCUUCCAUUGGAGAUCAGAAAGAGACUGUGAUCAAGAUUAAGGAUGAAGAAGACAAACCAGUGAUUAAAUUCUCUGAAGUAAAACACAGUGUUCAGGAGCCUCAGGAACCUGGAGAAACUGCACUAGUAAGAAUCCAUGUUCUACGCCUUGGCGAUAGCUCCAAAGUAUCUGUUGUCAGAGUGCACACAAAGGAUGGCUCAGCCACCUCAGGGGAAGACUACAAUCCAAUGUCAGAAGAUAUUGCAUUCAAAGAAGGAGAAACUGAGCAUUUUGUUGAAGUAGAGAUUCUGUAUGAUGGCAUAAAGGAAAUGAGAGAAGCGUUUACUGUCCACCUGAAAGCUGAUGAGAACAUGGUAGCAGAGACACAGAUGAAUAAAGCCAUUGUGUACAUUGAAGAAAUGGACAGCAUUGCAGAUGUGACGUUUCCAGCUGUGCCCCAGGUUGUCUCACUUCUGAUAUAUGACGAUACUGCUAAAAGCAAAGAGAAUCCACACCCUCCAACCGGCUAUCCUGUUGUCUGUGUAACGGCAUGCAAUCCCAAGUACUCUGACUACGACAAAACCGGAUCCAUCUGCGCCACAGAAAACAUCAAUGAUACUCUGACCCUGUACCGCUGGCUUGUCAGUGCUCCAAGUGGGAGAGAUGGUGUCACCAGCCCCAUGAGGGAAGUGGACUCCAACACUUUUUUUACCAGCACCAAAUCCAUCUCCCUGGACUCUAUAUACUUCCAGGCAGGCUCCAGGCUUCAGUGUGCAGCUCGAGCUGUGAAUGCCAAUGGUGAUGCAGGUCUGGAGCUGCUAAGUCCAAUUUAUACAGUAAACAGAGAGGAAGGUCUUUGCCAACCUCGCAUCCCAGGAACAGUAGGAGCAGAACCUUUCUCAGCUAAAAUUCGCUACACGGGUCCAGAUGAUCCUGACCAUCCCAAUCUGAUCCGACUAACAGUCACAAUGCCCCAUAUGGAUGGAAUGCUGCCGGUUAUCUCCACGCGCCCCUUAUCCAACUUUGAGCUAACGCUUAGUCCAGACGGCACUCGUGUGGGACACCACAAGUGCUCCAACCUACUGGACUAUAAUGAGAUCCAGACCAAACAUGGCUUUAUUACAGAGGAAACUAAGAACGCCAGAGCAAUUGGAGAAACAUCACCUUACCAGUACAGCAGUGCUCUGCGGUCCGCCAAAACCUUGCGUUUCUACCAGAACCUCAACCUUGAGGCUUGCCUUUGGGAGUUCAGCAGUUACUACGAUAUGUCUGAGCUGCUGAUGGACUGCAGUGGCUCCAUUGGCACAGAUGGGCAGGUCUUAAAUCUGGUGCAGUCGUACGUAACUCUGCGGGUGCCUCUCUAUGUCUCCUAUGUCUUCCACUCCCCUGCUGCCACUGGUGGCUGGCAACAUUUUGAUUUGCGGUCUGAACUGAGGCUUACCUUUGUGUACGACACGGCUAUCCUGUGGAAAGAUGGGAUAGGCAGCCCUCCUGAAUCAGAGCUCCAAGGCUCCCUCUAUCCCACGAAUAUGCGGAUCAAUGACGAAGGGCGACUAGUGGUGAACUUCCGAACAGAGAUUCGUUUCUGGGGCCAGCUGGUGGUGUCCCACCCAGGAACAUCUCUGGCGUCAAUGGUGAUGUCUGCUGACCACCCUGGCCUCACGUUUACACUCAGUCUGUUACGAAGUGAGCCAACCUUCCACCAGCCUGUGCAGCAGUGGAGUUUUAUCUCCGACUUUGCUGUGCGAGAUUACUCAGGUACUUACACUGUGAAAUUCAUCCCUUGCACUGCUGCGCCUGGUCAGCAAUAUGCCCUUCCUGUCAUCUGCAACCCACGGGACCCUAUUGUGUUUGAUAUGGACAUCAGGUUCCAACAGGUCAGUGACCCUGUGGCAGCAGAGUUCAGUCUAAGUACUCAAAUGUUUCUGCUGUCCAAAAAGGAGCUUUGGAUAUCUGAUGGAUCAAUGGGAUUUGGAGAAGGAGCUGAUGUAGCCUUUACCAAAGGAUCUGAAAUCUAUGGCCGGGUGAUGGUGGAUCCAGUUCAGAAUCUUGGCGACUCCUUCAGCUGCAACAUCGAGAAGGUGUUCCUUUGCACUGGUGCCGAUGGGUACGUGCCCAAGUACAACCCAGACAAUCAGGAAUACGGAUGCCUGGCUGACUCACCCUCCCUCUUGUACAGGUUCAAGAUCCUGGAUAAAGCUCAACCUGAGACGCAAGCAAGAGUCUUUGGAAACCUGGAGUUUCAUGCUACAUUGGCAGCUGAUCAUGCAGACGCUUUUCCUCUAGUAAAACAGCCUGGUUCUGACGGUUUCAGCCUGUCAUCUGCUCCGCUCUUCCAGGUGGCAGCUGGCCGAGAAUGGUACAUUCACACUAUUUACACGGUCCGAUCAAAGGAAAAUGCACGCAGGCACAAUGGCAAAAGAAGUCUUGACUACCACCAUGUGCUGUCCUCUGCUAAAGGAAGAGUUAGCACCACAGCCUUUAAACGCAGCAGAAGAGCCAACCCAGAUGCCCUGGCCUUCGUACAAGACAUUGGAGCAGAUAAAAACAGGGGCACGAAUAUUCAGCAUAUUGCACUUGACCGUUCUGACAAAGCUGUCAUCACCCAGAAAGACAUGGUCCCAGCUGGCGUGCCGCACCACAGGCCAGUUCUGGAAAUCACAAGCGGGGACUCUGGAAACAGUAUUGUACCUGUUACUGGAGGCUUGACAGGACUGCUGGUUUUGAUCUGCACUGUGGUUGUAACUCUUUUUUUGUUGAAGCAGAGG
Haliaeetus leucocephalus (bald eagle) is the source of this 3668-nucleotide messenger RNA. Its product is annotated as FRAS1-related extracellular matrix protein 2-like. NCBI's taxonomy places the organism in Eukaryota, Metazoa, Chordata, Aves, Accipitriformes, Accipitridae. The transcript is spliced from 19 exons. The annotation marks the transcript as partial. Gene Ontology annotation, cellular component: membrane. Gene Ontology annotation, biological process: cell communication. The record is from RefSeq and is a predicted model, not a curated record.